UUCUAGGCCUGCGGGCCGGAAGGGCCCAUUCCAUUUCAAACCCCUUAACAAGCAAUUUAUCAGGGUCGUCGUCGUCAUCAUUUCCUACUUCUUCUCCAUCGGCAUCUCCGAACGCAGAAACAUGGUGUCAACUCUAAUCAACGCAAACCCUAUCAUAUACGAAAAGAAAGAGCGCCGAACCCGCACCUCACCGCCCACCACCAACGACGAUUACGCCGUCGAACCUAUCGAUCAACUUGAGAUUUUCGAUCACCUGAGAGAUAUCAAGGACCCUGAGCACCCUUACUCCUUGGAAGAGCUCAAGGUCAUAACGGAGGAUGCUGUUGAAGUCGAUGAUCACCGUAGUUAUGUUAGGGUUACGUUUACUCCGACAGUGGAACAUUGCAGCAUGGCAACGAUUAUAGGUCUCUGCUUACGGGUUAAGCUCAUGAGAAGCUUGCCUUCACGCUACAAGGUGGAUAUCAGAGUAGCACCUGGAUCUCAUGCAACUGAAGCUGCAGUUAACAAACAACUAAAUGAUAAAGAGCGUGUGGCUGCUGCCCUGGAAAAUCCAAACCUUCUAGAUAUGGUCGAAGAAUGCCUUGCUCCAUCUUACAAUUGAAGAGCUUUCCCCUCAGAUGCAGUGAGACAACAUAUACUUUAAUUAUAUCUCAUUUUGGUUAUGCACCUACUCCACGAAUUGUUGUAUACUUAGUUGAAAAAUGCAAUAGCAGUAUUAGGGAUCAAGGUUUUUUGGUUAUAAUUCUAGAAUAGAUCAAAUCUUCAGUUGUAAUUGACCAAAAAAGGUGACAGACAUUUGAUGGAGGUUUAAAUUUUAAUGGCUUGUCUAUAUAUAUGAUUUAUGACAGAAUACAGUCGCAUUAUUCAUCAUUUAAUUUAUGUUUGAUCUUA
Arachis ipaensis is the source of this 891-nucleotide messenger RNA. RefSeq names its product MIP18 family protein (DUF59) (gene AE7). Lineage: Eukaryota; Viridiplantae; Streptophyta; Magnoliopsida; Fabales; Fabaceae. The record is from RefSeq and is a predicted model, not a curated record.